GGAGUAUUUGAGUAUUGGUCAAAGUUAGUAUUUGAGUACCAAGCAAGCUUGGUGGAGUUAGUGGGGAAAUCACUUUGUGACUUUGAGGCCACGAGUUCGAGCUUCACUUCACCUUAAAAAAAAAUUAUUAAGUAAAAAUAAUUUCAAUUCAGUAAAAAUAAGUUUAGUUUAGUAAAAUUAAUAAACGGGGCCUAAAUGGGUUGAUAUGAAAGAGAAAAAUAAUAAAAUAGGUGUAUGUCGUUACCAAAUAAAGAAGUGUUGCAAUUAUUAUGAAAGAAUUAAAAGAAAAGUGUUGCGAUAAUUACGAAAAUAAUUGAGGAAUGGGGACCGGGGAACUAUAACAACACUCAAAACAGAAUGAAAGUUUGUUAGCUGGGGGGCUCCAAGCCAAGUUUCCAACAAAAUUAAAAAAAAAAAAACCAACAACCGUUUUUAACAGCCCUGAAUGAAGCUGCCUCCCAAAGAGAGAGAAACCAACACUUUUGCUUCUUGCUUCCACCGGACUUUGGGGUUUCAAUUUUUGUGGGUAUUCUUUUGAAAUUUGUAAAACCCUCAAAAGUUUAAGUUUUUUGGGGUUUUGAAUUCUGAUCGACUGAAACAAAGAGGGAAAAAAUAAAAUCAAAAUAAACCGAUGGGUUCUGAAGAAACAGUUGAUAAUCUGGGUUACUCGUUGUUGAAAGAUCUAAGCUUUGAAAUUGGUGAAAAUGAGACUUGUUUUAAUCUCUGUUUCUGGGUUUUUCUUCUCAGUUCUACUCCUUUUCCUUCCACAAUUCUUUACCAGUUGCACUCUGAAAUAUCUUUUCUAUCUUUGAGUGAAGACAAAAGGUUAAUACUCUCUCCUUCACUUUUGUUGCGAAAAGAGUCUUCCGAGUCAGGGGAAAUUGCAUCAUCCACUGAAGUUGCUAUUUCUAACGUGGAGCUUCCUCUAGGACAAUGGGUACAUAUUGGAUGCCAGGUGUAUAGCAGCAUUAUACGCAUUUAUCUUGGAGGAAAGGUAGUGGGUGAAAGGCCUUUAGAUUCAUUAAUGGCCAGGCAGGCUGAUCUUCAGAGUUUCAUGAAGAUCAAAGGAUUUAAGGAUCUUGAUGGCUAUGUAUACAAUGCAGUUGUUUUUCCUUCUACAAAUUCUAUUGAGGACCAUCAUGCUAAGGAUCCUCCUUUGUGUCUAUGUAUUGAUAGCUCAUCUGUUUCUGAUGUCGAAUUGGAAGGUGACGGCAUAUGGAAAAUAUUUGGCGGCAAGGCUUCUUGUCGCAAAAUGUUUUCAUCAGAUGUCGUACUAUUAGAUGCCUUUGGUGAGCUUGUGGACAAGGAUUUGGAGGUUGUUGCAUCACUUAUCUAUGCUGAUAAUCGGGUCCCUAUUGAGAAAUCAAAAGGUGGUGAAGCUCCCCUUUUGACAACUUGCAAUGGGCUUGAAUUCCCAUCUGAUGAUAAACCCAGCAAACUAUUGCGGGGACGUGCAUCUUUUCAACUGAACGUAACUCGACUGUCAUCCGAAUGUGAUAAUAAACUGUUCUGUGUUAAGUUUCAUCUCCUGAAAUUGGGAAAAUUUCCUUUUUUCGAGGCAUAUACUCCACCAAUCCGCAGCAUCCUAAAGUCGUGCGACACCAAGGUAUCUACUAUCAAAUGGAAAAAGUUAUCAUCAGGCUUUCAUCUAUUUAAUAGAUCCAGCUUACCUCAAAAUGGUAUUGAGCAUUCAGAGCUACAUCAGAAGCCUGUAUGUGAAGCAAUACCCAAUCCUCCAUUAAAGAGAAAGAAAUCAGGACAAGAUACUCCAUUGCCACACACUAAGGUUGAGUCUACUGUGCAAAGAUCUGAUGAAGAAGGCAGUUCAUUCAACAUGUCUGCAACUAAGAAUGUAGUAGGGACCAGUUUGGAGAGUAUCCAAGAAAACUAUGGAGAAAUAGAUAGCUCUGCAUCAGAUUCAGAUAGUGCUGGCGCAAGAAAUACAGAGUCAAAGAGCUUUACUUGCAACAUAGAACUCACUUCAGAUUUGACAAUUUUCAGAUAUUGCCUUGGAGGAUUAUCUGAAAGGUCAGUCAUGCUUAAGGAGUCCUCGUUAUAUGCUUCUGAGCAUGAAAUGGCAGAAAUGGCUGAAAAGGUCUCAUUCUUUUCUGGAUGUGAUCACCAUAGGCACCAAAUUAUGAUUGCAAAAAAAACUGCUGGAGGAAGGAGAAAGAGCUUGGAAUUUGAUUUCACAAAAUGGUCAUCGAGUUCAAUGGACAAUGUUGUUUUUGAGAUAGAAGAACAGUUCAUGAGGAUUGCUAGCUGCAGCACUAGAUCUCUCACUCAACAGGACUUGAAUUUUCUGAGGAGAAUUUCGGGAGGCAAUGAGUAUCUCACCAAAGAUGAUUUUGAUAAAUUGUGGCGUUGGUUGUAUCCAGUGGCAUUUACAAUAUCAAGACACGGGAUCAAUUCACUGUGGGCUUCUAUCUCACCAAAGUGGAUUGAGGGAUUUGUUACAAAGGAAGAAGUGGAGUAUGCCCUUCAGAGUCCGCAGGGACUUCAAGAGCCUGGAACAUUCAUCUUGAGAUUUCCAACAACCAGAAGUUGGCCUCAUCCAGAUGCAGGUAGUUUAGUUGCAUCCUAUGUUGGCAGAGAUUUCUCUUUGCACCAUAGGCAGCUAUCUUUGGACUACAGGUAUUUCUGUUCUGAAAUUUUUGACACAAAUCAAAAGCCACUUCAGGAGCUGCUUUUGUCUGAACCGGAGCUUUCUCGAGUAGGAAGGAUAACGAGGAGUGAUUUGACCGUUUAAAUUGUCACUAUACUUGUGUAAAUAUUUUCCAGCUUUACAGACGCAUUUCGUUUGGAAUAUGAGUUCUUAGUACAGGAAUAUAGGACGACUUCCAUUACCCAUCCAGAUUUCGUGUGCUUAAACUAUGAAAGCUCUAUGAGUAGAUGUUUCAGUGCACUUCUUUAAAGAGGCUUUCUCACAUUGGUACAAAGCAAAGGGCAGAUGAUAAAAUUAAUUUACAUCUGCGAAGCUAGAGCCCCAGAUGAACCUGUGAUUUCACUGUAUAGCUCUUUUUUCUUUUCCAAGCUCAAAGUGAUCUAGUUAUUGCCUUGGUGAAUUUGUUAGUAGAAUAUUUUUCGGAUAUUAUCUGGCAUUCAGAUUGUUGUACGAAACCAAAAAAAAGAGCAUGACAUCUUUUCAUGCAUUAUUUUUUUCAGUAAUUUGAUUUG
Messenger RNA from Chenopodium quinoa (quinoa), 3177 nucleotides. RefSeq lists its product as uncharacterized. Gene Ontology annotation, biological process: regulation of transcription by RNA polymerase II; signal transduction. The coding region runs from base 632 to 2749 and encodes 705 amino acids. The record is from RefSeq and is a predicted model, not a curated record. Gene Ontology annotation, molecular function: RNA polymerase II cis-regulatory region sequence-specific DNA binding; DNA-binding transcription factor activity, RNA polymerase II-specific. NCBI's taxonomy places the organism in Eukaryota, Viridiplantae, Streptophyta, Magnoliopsida, Caryophyllales, Amaranthaceae. The transcript is spliced from 13 exons.